AUGUCCAAUGAUCAAACGUUGGUGCAGGUCUAUGGUGUGUCUGUUGAGAGGAUAUAUGCUGUUGAAUCCAGUGCAUUUCCUUCUUACGAGAAAAUAAAGAAUCUGCCAAACAAAAUUCUUCUUUGGUGUGGGACUAGAAGCUCUAACUUGCUUAGGCACCUGUAUAAAGGAUUCCUGCCUGCUGUCUGUCAUCUUCCUGUGCCAGGGUACAUGUUCGGCAAAGCCAUAGUCUGUUCUGAUGCAGCAGCUGAAGCGGCUCGCUACCGCUUCACUGCAGUGGACCGCCCAGAAGGGUACCUGGUGCUGGCGGUGGCCUCUCUGGGAGAAGAGAUCAAAGAAGUAACCGGAACACCAGGGGCAGAGGAGGCACGAGUCUUGGAAGAGAAGAAGAUGGGCGUGAAAGGUGUCGGAAGGAAGACUCCCGACGAGUGGGAGCACAUCACCUGGAGGGACGGCGUGACGGUCCCCUGCGGCAAGCUGGUGCCGUCGGCGAACAAGGACGGCCCGCUCGAGUACAACGAGUAUGCUGUGUACGACCCCAAGCAGAUGAGCAUUUGCUUCCUGGUUGGGGUGAAGUACGAGGAGCAGAACAUGGAGGUGAAUCAGGAAGGGGGCUGUCGAUUAUACACAGGCGCAUUACGAGCUCAAGACGUGAUGACUGGCGGCCUCGUGCACGAUGAGUUCAUGGUCCAGGAGACUUGGUUGCCACAUGCAUGGCUGGUCAUUUUGGUGCUGGUCUGCUUUUGUUUCUGA
Molecule: messenger RNA, 753 nt
Organism: Miscanthus lutarioriparius
Lineage: Eukaryota; Viridiplantae; Streptophyta; Magnoliopsida; Poales; Poaceae
Source: the annotation of a GenBank genome assembly